This is a messenger RNA of Protobothrops mucrosquamatus (brown spotted pit viper), 2490 nucleotides long. RefSeq names its product dual specificity tyrosine phosphorylation regulated kinase 4 (gene DYRK4). Gene Ontology annotation, cellular component: nucleus. The coding region runs from base 1 to 2490 and encodes 829 amino acids. Gene Ontology annotation, molecular function: protein serine/threonine kinase activity; protein serine/threonine/tyrosine kinase activity; ATP binding. The transcript is spliced from 19 exons. Gene Ontology annotation, biological process: peptidyl-threonine phosphorylation; peptidyl-serine phosphorylation. Lineage: Eukaryota; Metazoa; Chordata; Lepidosauria; Squamata; Viperidae. The record is from RefSeq and is a predicted model, not a curated record.
AUGGGAAAGCCACAAAAAAAGAAAUUGCCCCUCGCCGAGCAAAAUAUCCAGGGAUCUGCCGCGGAGCACAAGUUGGAAACGGGGGACUACCGGGAGCCCGGUGCUGUGGCUUGUCCUAGUCCUUCCGGGCCUCCCCCCGCGGAAGUUGGUGACCCCUUGGAAAUUUCGUGGAAGACUUUUCUCUCGGUCCUGCGGUCAAUGGAAGAAUGCUCGGAAAAUAUGAGGAACUCUAUGGUGCCGCCCUUCAUCCCUUCUCAGCCAGUCCUGCCCAGAAAGAAGAUUAGUAACAAGUCUGAAAAAAUUAGGAAAGGACGGUCAAGCGCUCUCCCAGUUAUACUGAAAGCCGGUGAAAAACCCAGCCUUCUGAUCCAAAAGGAAAGGGAGUUAAGUGCCACUCUUCACAAUUCAAAGCAAGAUGGAGGAAGAAGUAGAAUCGGAUCAGGACACCUUGAUCCCUGUGGAAAGACUCCUAAAGGAGACACGUGUUAUACAACGAGCAAAACCAAGUUAGAGCCAACAUUAUGUGAGACCAGUUUCACCCAAAUAGGUUUGUCUCUGCCGGAGCCUAAAACCUUGGUCCCGAGGCAGAGGGAGGUGCCAACUUUAAUUUCCCAAGAAAAUACAUCUCUAACUCACAGGUUCAAGAGAGGAAACAUAGGACUGUCACAUUCUAAGUCUUCCCAGGUAGAAGCGCUAUCUCGGCCUCAGCUGCCAUCCCAAGAGAACGGCCGCCGUGGAGCCAACAAAGUUUUCCGACAGAAAUUAAACAGCAACAUCAAGGCCCUCCCUCACUUGGACUGCCCAAAACCAAGUUUGGUGACGACUGCUUUGAAGCCCCCCCAGCUAGAUGCUCUUUUCCCCCAAAUAGCCGCUAAGAACUUGCAGCCUGUCACGACUCUACAUCCGUUGGAUAACCGAUCUCAAGUCCAGCCGUUGCCACUCACCCUCUCUGAAAACAUCCCCAGAGGGCUAAGCAGUAAAUCUGGAGACGUCGAGAAGAGUCACAACCUCAAGUUCCCGCUAACUUCAGCAGAAGCCUUGAAACACUUUAAGAGCCAACUAACCCAGCAUGAACAACGAGAAAUCAAGGACUAUAAAGAGCUGUGGUUUCUUGGCCUGGGCGCAAAAAAGAUUGAAGGCCACAUUGAUGCAGAGAACAGCAGCACCUACGAUGACGAUCACGGUUCCUAUAAAAAGGUACUAAGUGACCAUAUUGCAUAUAGAUACGAAAUCCUGGCUGUGAUUGGGAAAGGAUCCUUUGGGCACGUUGUGAAGUGUUUGGACCACAAAACCGGUGAAAAAGUAGCGGUGAAAAUAAUAAGGAACAAAAAAAGAUUCCACAAUCAGGCUUUGGUUGAAGUGGGCAUCUUAAAUUCCCUGCGACAAAAGGACCAGGAUAAUACAUAUAACGUCGUCCACAUGAAAGAGUAUUUUUGCUUCCGUAAUCAUUUCUGCAUCUCCUUUGAAUUACUAGGUUUAAAUUUAUAUGAAUUAAUCAAGAAAAAUAAUUUCCAAGGUUUCACCUUGGGUUUGAUCCGUCGUUUCACCCACUGCAUCUUAAGGUGUUUGCAACUUUUAUAUACAGAAAAAAUUAUCCACUGCGAUCUGAAGCCUGAGAACAUAUUAAUAAGCCAAUCUUCCGCUGGACAAAUUUCAUUCAAAGUGAUUGAUUUUGGAUCGAGCUGCUACGAGCAUCAAAGAGUGUACACGUACGUCCAAAGCCGGUUUUAUCGUUCUCCAGAAGUCAUUCUGGGCCACCCGUACACGACCUCCAUUGACAUGUGGAGCUUGGGCUGCAUCAUGGUUGAGCUCUACACGGGGUACCCACUUUUCCCAGGGGAAAAUGAGGUGGAACAGCUUGCCUGCAUCAUGGAGAUCUUAGGACUUCCACCCUCUGAUUUCAUUCAAACGGCAUCAAGAAAACGAACAUUCUUUGAUUCCAACGGCGUUCCGAAAACCGUCACGAACAGCAGAGGGAAAAUAAGGAAUCCAAAUUCCAAAGAUCUCAACGCCAUGUUGAAAAUACACGACGGGACCUUUCUGGAUUUCCUCAAGAAGUGCCUUGUAUGGAAGCCUUCUUUGCGCAUGAUCCCAGAAGAAGCGAUCCACCACACGUGGAUGGAGGACCCGUGGCCACCCAGACUGAGACAGAAGCCCAAGACCGCCGCAAAGCAGAGCGAAGAGAAGAAAAAGGAAAACGUUCAUAAAAAUACCCAGAUAGAAAAAGGAGAUGACAUCGUUCGGCAACAGCCCAGCACGGAAGCCAAAUCGGAUCCGCCUGAAAAAUUACCUGUUUCGUAUCGAAAGUGUUCCGCCCUUGCGGUGUCCCCAGAAAUAAAUAAAGAAGAAAAGCAGAGCCCGGGUAAACGGGAUAGUCCAGCGAAAGAAGUGGAACCACCGGUGGAUAAAGCUGCUAAAAGAGAACACAGGGCCGGGAAGGCCUUGCGCAAAAAUACAAGCACGUUGCCACCCAUUAAGCACAAACAGUGA